Mycetomoellerius zeteki is the source of this 2071-nucleotide messenger RNA. Its product is annotated as protein tumorous imaginal discs, mitochondrial. Gene Ontology annotation, biological process: protein folding; response to heat; negative regulation of apoptotic process. The record is from RefSeq and is a predicted model, not a curated record. The coding region runs from base 32 to 1618 and encodes 528 amino acids. Gene Ontology annotation, cellular component: mitochondrion. NCBI's taxonomy places the organism in Eukaryota, Metazoa, Arthropoda, Insecta, Hymenoptera, Formicidae. The transcript is spliced from 5 exons. Gene Ontology annotation, molecular function: heat shock protein binding; ATP binding.
CGAUCAUAACCUUCCGUGCUCAUCGCGUGCCAUGCGUCUUUCACGCAACAUGGCGACCGGCAAAGGACUUGCUGUGAUUUUUCACCCGAAGACCAUCAAUCUGAUUGGAAAUAAUAAGCUGAACAAGUUCUCGCGCGGCGUUUUGCGGCAAUGCAGCACGUGCCAGCAGCAUGUGAUGACCGUCGCAUCGACUGUCGGUGGCUGGAAUCGUGAAAAAAACAUGGGAAGAAUAAUGCAGCCAUAUAGAGCCAUACAUCUAACACGUAGAUUGUUAAAACGUAACUAUUACGAAAUCCUGGGUGUUUCCAAGAAUGCCUCAUUAAAAGACAUAAAAAAGGCAUAUUAUCAGCUUGCUAAAAAAUAUCAUCCUGACACGAAUAAAAAAGACCCGGAUGCCAAUCAGAAGUUUCAAGAAGUUUCUGAAGCAUAUGAAGUAUUAAGUGAUGAUACUAAGAGGAAAGAAUAUGAUACAUGGGGUACAACCUCGGAGCAGAUGGGUAUGGGAAUGGGUCAGAGUCAGGGACCCAAGAGUUACAAUCAACACUGGCAGUACAGAUCGACUAUUAAUGCAGAAGAAUUGUUUAGAAAAAUAUUUGGCGAUGCUGGAUUCCAAAGUGGAACCUUCAAUGAUUUUGAAGAUUUUACAGAAACAAAAUAUGGUUUUGGAGCAGCUCAAGAGGUGAUAAUGAAUUUAACGUUUUCCCAAGCCGCUAGGGGUGUGAAUAAGGAUAUUAAUGUGAACGUAGUAGACACUUGUCCGAAAUGCCGUGGUUCACGUUGUGAGCUAGGAACUAAGUCGGUAAAAUGCCAAUAUUGCAAUGGUACUGGAAUGGAAACAAUAAGCACUGGUCCUUUUGUAAUGAGUUCGACUUGUCGGUAUUGUCAAGGCACGAAGAUACACAUCAAGUUCCCUUGCACAGAAUGUAACGCAAAAGGACAAACGGUACAACGUAAGAAAAUAACAGUGCCAGUUCCAGCUGGAGUAGAAGACGGUCAAACGAUCCGUAUGGCAAUAGGCAAGAAAGAGAUAUUUGUAACAUUCCGUGUGGAGAAGUCUCGAUAUUUCCGUCGUGACGGGCCCGACGUGCACACUGAUGCCGAAGUCUCGCUGGCACAGGCAGUGCUGGGUGGUACAAUACGAGUGGAGGGCGUGUACGAAGAUCAGACUAUACAAAUAAUGCCAGGUACAUCGUCCCACACGCGAAUCCGUCUAAAUAGCAAGGGAUUGAAAAAGGUCGACGGACUGGGUUAUGGCGAUCAUUAUGUAAACGUAAAGAUUACUGUGCCGAAACAAUUGACGGAUAAGCAGCAAGCGUUGUUUCAAGCAUACGCCGAACUUGAGAUCAAUACUCCCGGCAGUAUACAUGGUAUAACAUAUAAAACAGAUGGUACUAAAGAGUGUUAUUUAGGUCCAUUGCACUUGGUGGAAUCUAUACGAAUAGCACUAGGAAAUACGUCUAACCUAGGAAAUCACAACAACCAGUCAUCAUCUUCUGAGCCCGAGAAUCCAGGAGAUAAACCUCUUAAUAAUAAGUCCGUACAUACCAAAGAUACGUCGGACGUCGAUAGCAAAAAUAAUACUAACGCUGGAAUGCAACGACAAAAAGUGCCCCAGUAAUCAAAGCAAUCUGUAGAGAGCUAAAGAAUACUGUUCGCGUCGUUACUGAUAAAUAAAUUCUAAUUCGCACUAGCAUUAUCGUGAAAAUUUUUGGGUCUGAAAUUAUUGCACUUAUUAGUAAUAUAUUUCGAUCAAGUUGAACAAGCAUGUGAAUUGUUACGAGUAAGUGAUGCCAGUCUGAUGUCGCUUAGGUAACAUAUAGCUGUACAGUCGUAUCAUAGCGUACAAGAGUUUGUCUUUAUUACAUCUUAUUUAAAUAAAGUGUACAUGAAGAUAAAUAUAACUGUUAUUUGUCCAUCUUAAUCGAGAUGUAUAUUUAUAAAAUAAAUUUUCUGCAACACGUAUCCCUUUACAUAUACGUGAAAAAUGAAUUCACAUUCUCUUAUGCAGGUUCUUUAAUUUUUUUUUCUUUUACAUACCCACACGCGCGCGCGCACACCCGUUACAAGUAAA